Molecule: messenger RNA, 1358 nt
Organism: Brassica oleracea var. oleracea
Lineage: Eukaryota; Viridiplantae; Streptophyta; Magnoliopsida; Brassicales; Brassicaceae
Product: probable trans-2-enoyl-CoA reductase, mitochondrial
Exons: 10
Coding region: 75-1208 (377 amino acids)
Biological process (GO): fatty acid metabolic process
Cellular component (GO): mitochondrion
Molecular function (GO): trans-2-enoyl-CoA reductase (NADPH) activity
Source: RefSeq, a predicted model, not a curated record
AAUAUUCAGUCUUAAACGGCAUCGCUUUCACAGAGAGAGAGAGAGAGAGAGAGCGCGAGAAACGUAGGAGAGAGAUGACGGCGUUGAUGAAGUCGGUCGGUGUCCGAGCUAUGAAAUUGUUGUCGUCGGCGGUGAAUUUCAGGUUGAACCAAUGCGGCGAAACACCAAUACGUUCUUUGAGAUCCUUCUCGACGCUUAGGUCGCCACCGUCAAAGGCCAUCGUGUACGAGCAGCAUGGCUCUCCCGAUUCUGUCACCAGAUUGGUGAAUCUCCCGCCGGUGGAAGUGAGAGACAACGAUGUAUGCGUCAAAAUGAUCGCCGCGCCGAUCAAUCCCUCCGAUAUCAACCGAAUUGAAGGUGUGUACCCGGUUAGGCCACCUGUACCAGCGAUUGGUGGUUAUGAAGGUGUUGGUGAAGUCUAUGCAGUUGGCUCCAAGGUCAAUGCUCUUUCUCCUGGCGAUUGGGUUAUUCCAUCUCCACCUUCGUCAGGGACUUGGCAGACGUUUGUUGUCAAGGAGGAGAGUGUGUGGCACAAAAUCGACAAAUCUUGUCCAAUGGAGUACGCGGCUACCAUUACUGUUAAUCCUUUGACGGCUUUAAGAAUGCUUGAAGAUUUUGUGUCCCUAGCUUCCGCAGGAGAUUCUUUGGUACAGAAUGGUGCAACAAGUAUCGUGGGUCAAUGUGUAAUCCAGUUAGCUAGGCUCCGUGGCAUCAGUACCAUCAAUAUCAUCCGUGAUAGAGCCGGGUCGGAUGAAGCAAGAGAAAAUCUGAAAGCUCUAGGUGCAGACCAAGUAUUUUCAGAGAGUCAGCUGAAUGUUAAGAACGUGAAAAGUCUUUUGGGGGAGUUACCUGAACCAGCUCUGGGAUUCAACUGUGUUGGUGGCAAUGCUGCCUCUCUCGUGCUCAAGUUUCUGAGGGAAGGAGGAACCAUGGUAACAUAUGGUGGGAUGUCUAAGAAGCCAAUCACUGUUUCAACAACAUCUUUCAUCUUUAAGGAUUUGGAGUUGAAAGGGUUUUGGCUACAGAACUGGUUGAGUUUGGGUAAAGUGAGAGAAUGCAGGGAGAUGAUAGACUAUCUCCUCGGGCUUGCGCGGGACGGAAAGCUAAAAUACGAAACGGAACUGGUUCCUUUCGACGAGUUCCCUGUUGCUCUCGAUAAAGCGCUGGGGAAGGUAGGUAGGCAACCCAAACAAGUAAUCACAUUCUGAAGCUUCCUUCCUGUGAGCCAUUCAAGAAGUGUUGCCACUGUGUUAGUGUGUUAUGUAUGAACGUAUUAGUAAUCUGAUGAUGCAAAUGUACUGUAAACGCCGGAAAAUCGGACUGACAUAAACGAUAAAAUAAAAGCGAUGUUAAGGAAA